Messenger RNA from Myotis myotis, 1391 nucleotides. It is a transcript of the gene TNFSF12, whose product is annotated as TNF superfamily member 12. The coding region runs from base 118 to 867 and encodes 249 amino acids. The transcript is spliced from 7 exons. The record is from RefSeq and is a predicted model, not a curated record. Gene Ontology annotation, biological process: immune response. Gene Ontology annotation, molecular function: tumor necrosis factor receptor binding; receptor ligand activity. Gene Ontology annotation, cellular component: membrane. Lineage: Eukaryota; Metazoa; Chordata; Mammalia; Chiroptera; Vespertilionidae.
GCCUGGUUUCCCUUGCCCCUCCCUCUCCCCAGCCCGAUCCUCCCGCCGGCUCCCCCUCCCCCGAUCCCUCGGGUCCCGGGAUGGGGGGGCGGUGAGGCAGGAACAGCCCCCGCCCCCAUGGCUGCCCGUCGGAGCCUGAGGCAGAGGGGGCGCACGGGGGAGCCGGGCACCGCCCUGCUGGCCCCACUCAUGCUGGGCCUGGGCCUGGCGCUGGCCUGCCUUGGCCUCCUGCUGGCCGUGGUCAGCCUGGGGGGCCGGGCAUCGUCAUCUGCUCAGCAGGAGCCUGCCCAGGGGGAGCUGGUAGCAGAAGAGGACCAGGACCCUCUGGAACUGAAUUCCCAGUCGGAGGAGGGCCAGGACCCUGUGCCUUUCCUGAAUCAGCUGGUUCGGCCUCGCCGAAGUGCAUCUAAAGGCCGGAAAACACGGGCUCGCAGAGUGGUUGCAGCCCACUAUGAAGUUCACCCACAGCCUGGACAGGAUGGAGCACAAGCAGGUGUGGACGGGACGGUGAGUGGCUGGGAGGAGGCCAAGAUCAACAGCUCCAACCCGCUGCGCUAUGACGGCCGGAGCGGGGCAUUCACAGUCACCCGGGCUGGGCUCUACUACCUGUACUGCCAGGUGCACUUUGACGAGGGAAAGGCUGUCUACCUGAAGCUGGACCUGCUCGUGGACGACACGCUGGCCCUGCGAUGCCUGGAAGAGUUCUCUGCCACUGCGAGUUCCCACGGGUCUCAGCUCCGUCUCUGCCAGGUGUCUGGGCUGUUGCCCCUGCGGCCUGGGUCCUCCCUACGGAUCCGAACCCUCCCCUGGGCCCAUCUCAAGGCUGCCCCUUUCCUUACCUACUUUGGACUCUUCCAAGUUCACUGAGGGGCCCUGGUCUCGCAGUGGUUUUCCCAGGCUGCUGGCUCCCCACAACAACUCUCUGAGCACCCCAGUCCCCUUGGCCCCACCCCAAGCUGCUCCUCCCCUCAGACUUGCCUCUCCCUGGGUACGUUGCCAGGGCUUGUUCACGUGUUUUCCAUGCAACAUAAAUAUUCCCAUUCGUCUCUGAAGAGCCCUCCCCCCCCCACCUCUGGUUCUCCACCUCGCUAGCUCCCAAACCCCUGAUCUUCGACACCCCCAUUUAUCUCCUGGCUCCCCACCCUGGCUGCCACCCCCCGGUACACUGUUUACUAUACUCUGGGUGAGGAUGGGUCCCCAUACCCCUCUCAGGCACUAGGAGAAGCUGGAUACCAGAGAGACUGGGACGAGGCCAAGAGUCUCCGAUGUGAGGGCUAAGGGACCAAGACAAGUUCCUCCCCUGAAAGUUCCCUGUGGAUUUUUAAAACAGAUUAUUUUUAUUAUUAUUGUGACAAAAUGUUGAUAAGUAGAAAUUAAAGAGAAUAAGUCAC